AUGGUUCACGGAAGACACGGACAUGAUGAUUUCGAGGGAAAUCAAUUCCUCGGUAAAGAGUUGAAAUACUUCUCUCAAGCUGGUUUCGAUCUGGAUAGAAUUCACAUCAAGCGAAACGCUCCCAUCGCUUCUCUUUACGAAGAUGCCAUCCUCAACGAAGGUGCCGUUAUCUCAUCAAGUGGUGCUUUGAUCAACUUCUCUGGAAAGAAGACUGGUAGAUCCCCCAAGGACAAGCGAAUCGUGUACGAGGAGACUAGUAAAGACGAUGUAUGGUGGGGUCCUGUAAAUAUCAAGAUGGACGAACACACCUUCGAAAUCAACCGAGAACGAGCUAUCGAUUACCUCAACACACGAGAGAACGUAUACGUAUUUGAUGGAUUUGCCGGAUGGGAUCCCAAAUACCGAAUCAAAGUGCGAGUCAUCGCUUCUCGAGCUUACCACGCCUUGUUCAUGCACAACAUGUUGAUCCGACCUACUCCUGAAGAAUUAGAAAACUUUGGUGAACCGGAUUUCAUAAUUUAUAAUGCUGGUCAAUUCCCUGCCAAUCGAUUCACCACUGGUAUGACUUCCACCACCUCUGUCGAAGUCAACUUCAAGAGAAUGGAAAUGGUCAUCCUCGGUACUGAAUACGCCGGUGAGAUGAAGAAAGGUAUUUUCUCAGUUAUGCAUUACCUCCAACCUGUCAAAUUCGGUCAAUUGUCUCUCCAUUCCUCAGCAAACCAGGCUAAAGGCGAUAACGGCGAUGUCACCCUUUUCUUCGGUCUGUCCGGUACUGGUAAAACCACCCUCUCAGCCGACCCCAACCGUCUUUUGAUCGGUGAUGACGAACACGUCUGGUCUGAUACUGGUGUCUUCAACAUCGAAGGUGGUUGUUACGCCAAGACCAUCAACCUUUCUGCUGAAAAGGAACCCGAGAUCUUCAACGCCAUCAAAUUCGGUUCCAUCCUUGAAAACGUAGUCUACAACCCUGCCGACCGAAAGCCAGAUUACGAUGAUGUCUCCAUCACCGAGAACACUCGAUGUGCCUACCCUAUCGAAUACAUCCCUAACGCCAAGAUUCCAUGUAUCGCCGAGAGACAACCCUCCAACAUCAUCAUGUUGACAUGUGACGCUUUCGGUGUAUUACCUCCCGUAUCUCGAUUGACUCCUGAACAAGCUCAAUACCACUUCGUUGCUGGAUACACCUCCAAGACACCUGGUACGGAGGAUGGUAUUGUCGAACCUUCACCAACCUUCUCAACAUGUUACGGACAACCAUUCAUCAUCUUACACCCUGGACGAUACGCCAGGAUGUUGGCUGAGCGAAUGGAGAAGAAUAAGGUGGACUGUUGGUUGAUCAACACCGGUUGGACAGGUGGUAAAUUCGGUACCGGAAAGAGAUGCCCAUUGAAGUACACUCGAGCUAUAGUCGAUGCUAUCCACAAUGGAACACUCGCCAAAGCCGAAUUUGAAAACUUCCCUGUAUUCAACCUUUCCAUCCCCAAGACUGUCGAGGGUGUCCCCAGCGAGAUUCUCGACCCAGCGAAAGUAUGGCCAUCUAAAGAUGCCUUCAACGCUGAGAUCCAGAAAUUAGGUGGAAUGUUCCAAAAGGCUUUCGCCAAAUACGAGGAUGCCAUCACAGCAGAUGUUAAAGCUGCUGGUCCAAUCCUUUAA
Messenger RNA from Kwoniella botswanensis, 1653 nucleotides. Its product is annotated as phosphoenolpyruvate carboxykinase (ATP). Gene Ontology annotation, molecular function: phosphoenolpyruvate carboxykinase (ATP) activity; ATP binding. Bases 1 to 1653 code for a protein of 550 amino acids. The transcript has 4 exons. Gene Ontology annotation, biological process: gluconeogenesis. Lineage: Eukaryota; Fungi; Basidiomycota; Tremellomycetes; Tremellales; Cryptococcaceae. The record is from RefSeq and is a predicted model, not a curated record. Gene Ontology annotation, cellular component: cytosol.